UAUUCUGAGCAAUCGAAUAAAAAGCCAAAUAAAGAAAACUUAACAAGUAUCCGAUCGUACUCGUACUAACUCUCAAAUAUUUAAUUUCAAUUUUAUUAUUUUUUCUUCGUUUUGCACACAAUUCUUGUUUGAAAGGCAGUACUUCACGUGCGGAUGUUCGAAGACUGCUCAUCCCAACAGAUGUGUUCCGAGCAUAUUUCUUGACUUCUCGGUUUUCCUUGCAAAUUUUUCCUCUGGUCAGCCUCGAUUCUACAACAAAACACAGAAACAAAAUUAAUUUCUUUCUGUUACGGAUAAUCGAGCCCCGGAUCAUCGAAUUAGCAAGAAUAUCUUGCUUAUAAAUACACGUUCAUCCUCGAACAGAAUGGCUCGUGGACAACAAAAGAUUCAGUCACAAGCUAAGGCAGCCGAGAAGGCUGCAAAAGUAAAAAAGCAACAAGGACAUAGUGCUAAUGAACAAAAAAAGGCUGCACAGAAAGCUUUAGUACAUGUGUGCAUAGUUUGUAAGGCACAAAUGCCAGAUCCAAAGACAUACAAACAACACUUUGAAAACAAACAUCCUAAGAAUGACUUACCAGAAGACUUAAAGAAUAUAUGAGAGUGAGAUGUUGCGUAAGGAUACAGGUUGGGAUGGAGCAAGAGCAACAAAAAAAUUACUACAAAUGACAAAGUGAUAUAGUUCAACGUUCAACUAAUCAUUAAAUAGUCUCAUACAAAAAAAUAAAUUAAACCUUGUUAGUGUUUAAAAUGAACUAUUGCACAGUUAACAAUUGAAUUUUUGUGCACAGUCCAAAAUUGUACCAUAAUUGGUAUUCACUUGCAAAACUAAAUUUUCUAAUUUUCUUCCAAUGAUAUUCAGUAAUGUUCAUCAAACACGUGAUUACUAAAUUUUCACUUGAUUAAAACAUGUAUAUUGCUAAUAAAUAAAGUUAAUCGAUUUAGUAGAAUGAUUACGAAUGUUCAUGCAUACUUUAAUGUUACAAGCAGUGAAAGAUUAUUUGUUGCAUUGGCUUCUUUAACUUAAAAAUAAUUAACGUCUAUGUCUCGCAUUCAGAAUAGAAUAGAAUCAAAGAAUUAAAUGUAAAAGGAAAUAUUUUAUCUGCGAGGAACAAGAAACUGCCAUUUUACAGUGUUUCUGCCAAUUAGUCUACCAAUAAAAGUAUUGUAUCCGUAAUAUCUUUGACACAUAACUUUUUCUAUGAAUGAUCAUUAAGUUUUCAUACAUUCAAGCCUAAUUUUCAUUAAAAAAAUAAAUUAUGUUUUACGCAGAUAAUAUUAAGACGGAAUUUACUAAAUAUUAGUUUUUUUACAAGACUAAAUUUUAGCAUUUAGUACUUAAAUUCUUUACUGUUUCAUACUGAGAAUAAUCGAUUCAAUGGACUCUCCUCUCUGCAUUGUAGGAUUUGUUUUUUGUUUCGUAAAUGUUUCUGUCUGGCACUAUAUAUUUGCUAUUAUGCACUAAAAAGAAAA
Molecule: messenger RNA, 1470 nt
Organism: Bombus pascuorum
Lineage: Eukaryota; Metazoa; Arthropoda; Insecta; Hymenoptera; Apidae
Product: zinc finger protein 706-like
Exons: 3
Coding region: 365-598 (77 amino acids)
Source: RefSeq, a predicted model, not a curated record